Messenger RNA from Micropterus salmoides (largemouth bass), 5074 nucleotides. RefSeq names its product nuclear factor of activated T cells 2a (gene nfatc2a). The record is from RefSeq and is a predicted model, not a curated record. Gene Ontology annotation, molecular function: DNA-binding transcription factor activity, RNA polymerase II-specific; transcription factor binding; RNA polymerase II cis-regulatory region sequence-specific DNA binding. Gene Ontology annotation, biological process: calcineurin-NFAT signaling cascade; regulation of transcription by RNA polymerase II; cytokine production. Bases 242 to 2974 code for a protein of 910 amino acids. NCBI's taxonomy places the organism in Eukaryota, Metazoa, Chordata, Actinopteri, Centrarchiformes, Centrarchidae. Gene Ontology annotation, cellular component: transcription regulator complex. The transcript is spliced from 10 exons.
UUCGACACAUCAACGACUAGAAGAGGCGUGAUCAGACAUAGAGAUAAAGACGAAAAUUCAGUGUGCAAAUAGACCCGCCUUCAUUUGAAAAUAACUGCGGCGAGCUGAAACAGGAACUCUUGCAGCUCACCGAUGCAUCAUUUGACACUUCCCCAAAUCCACAUAAGCGCCGCACGACCUCAGCCGCGUCCCCAUCGCUUCGCCUGAACUCGGAGGAGUCGUGAGGGGAAAAAUUAGACAGAUGACCUCUUUUUACGACGAGAAAGAUUUGGAGGAAGAGCUCAGUCGAGUCAAUUGUCCUGAUGAGGAUUUGGAGUUUGAAUACUUGUUUGAAUAUGAACCACCUUGCAGCGACUUUGCUGGAGGAGAUCAAGAUGACCCCAACCUUGCAUCUCACAAAGUCCUCAGCCCUGAGUCUGACCAGGCUUUCCCUCUGGAGCAGGUCUCCCCUUACGGCAUCAAGUCGUGCAGUCCCUCCUACAGUGAACACAACACUGAGGUUCUCUCAGGAUAUGAGAACCAGGAGGCCAGAAACUACCUGGACGGUACACGACCUGCAGGUGUGGCCCUUAGCCCGCGGAUUGAAAUCACCCCCUCCCGUGAGCACUACAACCACACUCGGGACUCCCUACAGAACCAUCACCUAAACAUUAGUCCCAGACCCACCCUCACUGUGCCUGGCCAUGAAAACCUUGCUUACCGUGAACCCCAGUGCCUGAGUCCCGCCAGCAGCAACUCCUCCACCAGCUGGCACUCGGAAAAUUACUCCCCCUGGGCGUCUCCUUGUGUGUCCCCCAGUAGCGGCCAGAAUCCCGGAGACCUCUGCCCCAGAUUACAGAACAUCCACACUGGCUCACCGCGCACCUCCCCGGGCACCUCUCCUCGCACCAGCCUAGCUGAGGAAGGCUGCCUGGGACCACGCUCGCCUUCACCCAGGCCUGGCUCCCGCUCCACCUCCCCACAGGGCAAACGCACCUACGACAUGUACAGGAAUCCAGGCUUGGUCCCUGGGCACCGCUCCCGCAGUCCCUCCCCUCUCAGCGGCCAUGAAGAUCAUAACAUAGGUGCCCACUAUACACACAGCAGCCUUGCUGAUGCCAUGAAUGGUUUUGGCACUGGUCAGCCAGGCCUGGUACCUACUAAAAUAGUCAAGACAUCAAACCAGAUUUACACUCUGUACCCAGAGGACCAUGUAGAGGGAAACUACUUGGUGUCCUGUGACCAGGACAUAAAAACCAAACCUGCUGCAGAGCCUUUCUUUGUUAUCCCCCAAAUCUGGCCCAAGCCACUUGUUUCCAGCAUCUGCAGCAUCCCUGUGGCUUCUCUCCCGCCGUUGGAGUGGCCGAUCCCCCGUCGCACAGACCAGUACGAACUCCACAUUGAGGUGCAGCCCAAGCCGCACCACAGAGCUCACUAUGAGACAGAGGGAAGCAGGGGUGCAGUCAAAGCCACCACAGGAGGACAUCCUGUCGUGCAGUUACAUGGCUACAGAGGCAAGGAGCCACUUGGCCUGCAGAUCUUCAUUGGUACAGCCGAUGAGCGCAUCCUUAAGCCCCACGCCUUUUAUCAAGUCCACCGCAUCACUGGCAAGACAGUUACGACCACCAGCUUUGAGAAGAUCAUCCAUGGCACCAAAGUCCUUGAGAUCCCCCUAGAGCCAAAGAACAACAUGAAAGCAAUAAUCGACUGUGCUGGGAUCCUGAAGCUAAGGAACGCCGACAUCGAGCUGAGAAAGGGCGAGACAGAUGUCGGCCGAAAAAACACCCGUGUCCGUCUUGUGUUUCGCGUGCACAUACCUCAGCCUGGAGGACAGCACGUCUCUCUCCAAGUGGCCUCGCAUCCUAUCGAAUGCUCCCAGCGUUCAGCACAUGAGCUUCCCAUGGUGGAGAAGCAGGACAUGGACAGCUGCUCUGUUCUGGGAGGUCAGCAGAUGAUCCUGACUGGGCAGAACUUCAGUUCCGAUUCCAAGGUCAUUUUUAUGGAGAAAACCCAGGAUGGGCAGCAAAUCUGGGAAAUGGAAGCAACAGUGGACAAAGAUAAGAGCCAGCCUAGCAUGCUGUUUGUGGAGGUGCCAUCCUACCGAGACACAUCUGUCUGCCAUUCGGUCAAAGUGAACUUCUACGUCAUUAAUGGCAAGAGGAAGCGGAGCCAGCCUCAACAUUUCACCUACACACCAAUGGCAUGUAAGAAUGCUGCUCAGCCUCUUUGUGCUCCAUCCAUCAAGACAGAACCUAUAGAUGAGUACGAAGCAGACCACAUGGGGUUUUCCAUGCCUCAGAUCUUGGGCUUAUCUCCUCAUUCCUAUUACCACAACCCACGCAGCAUCCUCCAUCAAGACAACGGCCUGGUCUCUAGCAUGGCCUCCUGCCAGCGUCUCAGCUCCAGCCUUCCAAGUCAAGACGCCCGUUACCAGCAGCAGAGUCCGGCUAUCGUCUACUCCCGUGGUGGCAAGAGUCUGAGCGGCAGCCCUGGCCUUUAUCAGCAGGCUGGAGGGAUGAUGCCUGACCCACACAGGUCAGUCCUGGUUCACACAGGCUCCUCGGGUCAGUCUGUAGGUCCCAUCGCUGCAGGCCAGCACUCUUCGAUCAUCCAGUUCUCCCCCACCAACCACCUGCUUCGGGCAGAAGACCCUCAAGCUCUCACUGCUCCGCAGCCUGACAACCAGCAGAUCAUCUACUGCGAUGGCUACUCCCCACAGGCCGCCGCCCACUCACCCACACCCCCCCAGGCUCAGGCAGCAGUCUCCCACUCACAGCACUAUCCCACUGUGAUCCAGCAGCAGCCCUAUGCCCAGAAGGGGCAGCAGAAAGGCCGGGCUCCACCUGGCACGGGGCAGAUGGAGGCUCCAGGAGACGGACAGAGGAGGGUGACGGUCAAGGAGGAGAACUUGGACCAGGCCUACCUAGAUGAUGGUGAGUUGAAUGAGAUAAUAAGAAAGGAUCUGACGGGUGUCCAGGCCAGAGGGCAGACAUAGACGAAGGAACCUGAGCAGGAAAUGACAACAUAUCCCCCCCAACACACACACAGACAGACAGACACGCACACAGUGAGGUGACGCCAGUCUGCCAACAAUCAGACCUUCUCUUCCUCAUUUUCUUUAUCCAUAGAGAAAUAUCAGCUACCGGCUGCUGUGUUUGCUUUGGAUGCUUUCCUGCAAUAAACAGUUUCAUCUGGCAAACGAAGAAUGAAUUUGACGCAUAACGUCAACACUAGCACCCAGCAACAAACCGAUAAGAAAGAAGAGGAAUGUGCCUUAUUUUUUCCUGGUUGAAGUUUUGAUACAGUUUGUUUUACAAAGGAAUAAAGACAUACAAUUGGAGAAAUGUGUCCGCAGAAUAGCCUUAGCCAUACUAUCCAGGCAUUAAACUCUCACCUGUUUGCCUCCCACAUGUUUGCCUCAGAGUGGUGAAUGAUUGAUUAUGUAGCAGUUUCAAAUUUGUGAAAUUUCUUAUUGAAGAACAUUGGUUGGUCAACAGCUUAAUGUCAUACCAAAUACUCAUCCCAAAUACAAGAUAUAUAAAUAAAUAAACUUUAUAUAUAUAAUCAAAUAAUUCUUGUGGCUAAAGCUAGUCAUAUUUUUGUUUAAUUCUUCUUGCACAGUGUGUAUUUUGUCUGUGUGUGAAGCUACGUAUUUAAAGAUGCUUCUAAGCUUACAUGCUGAUCAUCUCAUUUUAAGUGCAGUUUUCUAAUUGAAGUGAAGCGCACACUGCCUUAACCAUAUACAAAUGAACUAUUGUGACGCCUCCUCAUAUGCACUGUUUUCAAUAACAGGGGGUCAUUGUUAUUACUUUUUUAAUAUAAUAUUUGAGUCAUGUGAAUAAUGUACCAUUUUAUAUUCAUUAAAUAUAUUGCUUUAUAUUCAGGUGAAAAUGCCAAAUGUGGCUUCACAGGGGCCUUUGAUACUACAGUAAUAGCAUACAUUUAAAAUAUAUAAAUAUAUAUUUUUCACUUGCAUUGUAUUUAAGAUGCAUUUGAGGUCUGGCUCUUGCAAGCUGAAGUAAGGUAUUUUGUACACUUAAAUUUAAAGGCAGUCUUGCUUAUCCAAUUGUUUGAUCUAUUUUAUUUGUAUUGCUCUUAAGGUUGAUUGUAAUAACAUUUGUGUCUGGCUGCUUCACAGUCUACAACAAAAUAUUCCAAAGCUUAUACUGUGUUUAUUGUUGUGUAUAGUUGAAUUCUGACUCUAUCCAUGAUGACAAUCCGUAUACUAAGAGCUACCUAAAUGCCUGCCUAUGCAGAAGCUUCAUGCUUGCCGAUGUAAAGAGCAUACAUUAUUUUGGGUAAAUGUCAUACCUUAUGCACACUGUAGGCACAGUAGGGAAACAGAGUGUGUGUAACCCAUGUGCAAAUACAGCUUGAAAAAAAGCAGUAGUUAAAAGAUUAUUUUUGCAUUAUUUCACUUACUGAAUUACAUCAAAAGUGCCAUUUGUAUGAUUGUAAAGUGAAAGUAAAGCAGUAAAAACACAUAAUAGAAGCAAAAUGUAAGAUUAAAUCUCAGUUUCUAAUAUUUGAAAUGGACCUUCUUGAUAGAAAAUUUUAUUUGAAAUAUUAGUAGAGCGAAUAUUGACCUAUUAAUUAUAUUUCUCAUUGAGCCAGUGCAUUUCACCUUUCUUGAAUGUAAUCGUUUUUUCCCUUUUCUGUAAAUAUUUGAUACUAAGUGUAAUUGUUUAUGUGUUACGAUAAAGUUUGAGUAGACUAAAACAGAAACAAUCGUCUGUCAUGUACCUUUUACCUCCCUCUUGUGUUUAUAAUAUACACAAUGUUAUAGUUACCAUCAUAUUUUUUAUCUGUUUGUUUACAAUGUAAAAUGUUUUCUGAAGGGAUUUAUGAUAUAUUAAAACUUUUAAGUCUCCCCUAAUAGGUUAUAUUUUUGUUUAUGCAUUUGUUAUUAUUAUUUUACAAUCUUUAAUCUUUGCUAAUGAAAAUGUUAUUGAUACUGUCUUAUUUUGUUUUCUGUGUUGAUAGUUGUAUUUGUUUCAUUUUGAGUCUACUACACUUUGUGCCUUCUUAAAAAGUCUCUGUUUCAUGCUAUUUUUGUAUCCUUAAAAGUAGCAAUAAAUAAUAACCAUAUACGUAA